Astrephomene gubernaculifera is the source of this 917-nucleotide messenger RNA. Lineage: Eukaryota; Viridiplantae; Chlorophyta; Chlorophyceae; Chlamydomonadales; Astrephomenaceae. The record is from the annotation of a GenBank genome assembly.
AUAUAAGGCACUUCACGUGAUUCUUCACUUGCUCGCGCCGCCGUUAGGGAGCUCGCCAUUUGCUAAUGCUGCGUUAGAGCCAAACCGGAGCGUGUCGCCAAUUCUAUACUGGCAACUAUUCCAAGCCGUGUUUGCGAAUUUUGACUAGUACUCGGAGAUCAUGGCCAGCGCUGUCGUCAAAGCCCUCAUCGCAGCUCGACAAAAAUGCCUAUCUGAGGACGAGGCCUAUUGGAACCCCAAACCCGACUUUUCGCGCCCCAUCAGUCCCCGCAAUGAGGCAGCGGCGCUGUCCUGGCUGCUGGACCACCAGCCGGUCGUGUGCCGCGGCGGUCCGGCUGACGUGGCAGAGCUGCACUCGCUGUGCGCCUCCUACUGCACCCGACUGGGGGCCGCGCUGCCGCCGGAGGAGCAGCAGGUGGACGGAGGGGAGGUACAUGCAGCAGCGGGCGAGGCCCCUUCCUCCGCCGCCGCCGCCCCCAGCCCCAGCAGCUCGGGUCGGAGCUUCGAGGAGGCCUCUCGGGAGGCGGCGCUGCUCAGGUGGUGCGUGCAGCGGGGGCUCACGGGCGCCGCGUCACCCGCGCUGUUCGGCGCAGGGGCGCACGGCGACAGCAGCGGCACUGCAUGCGGCAGCGGCGCGCCUCCCCCCUCCGCCCCCUAUUCCUCGGGCCCGCCCCCGCUGCGGGGCCUCCGUGCCGACACCCCCGUGUCCCCGGGUGACGUGGUGCUGCAUGUUCCCCAGGACCUGCUCAUAUCGUACGACACGGCCAAGCAGUCGGACCUGGGCAAGGUGCUGUGUGCGCUGCCGCUGGGCCUCUCCGACGACUCCAUCGCGCUCAUCUGGAGCUGUGUGGAGCGCCGGGAGCCGGAGGCGGAGGCAGCGCCCUUUUGGGCGGCACUGCCGGACCGCUUUGCAACGG